Tetrahymena thermophila SB210 is the source of this 3366-nucleotide messenger RNA. RefSeq names its product transmembrane protein, putative. NCBI's taxonomy places the organism in Eukaryota, Ciliophora, Oligohymenophorea, Hymenostomatida, Tetrahymenidae. The record is from RefSeq and is a predicted model, not a curated record. The transcript is spliced from 5 exons.
AUGUCUUAAUAGACCUAAAAAGUUACUAUAGAAAGAAGAAACCAGGUUUUGUAGUCAUUUAUAUAGACUAAUACCAGAGGGCCAUCUGAUUUCUCUCCUCACCCAAAUGCCUAAGGAGUUCCCUAUGACACACAAGUCAUUUCUUUGGUUGACUCCAUCAUUAAUUUUGUGAAAGUUACCUUUUUGAGCUCAAAGCAAAACUUUGCAGUUUUAGUGCUUUUAACUCUCUAUUUCUUUUCAAACUGGUCAAUCACUCUUCAAAAUAAAAAGGGUUUUUCAAUCGAGAUAGUUGAUGUCUUGUUUAUUGUUCUCCUCGUUAUUGUUGUCAAAUGCUGGCUUUCUGGUGAAGGCUUGGCUUCAAUUUUCGACUUGAUUUCUACUAGAACUUAAUAAGUCAUGAAUCUUACUUCUUAGGGACUCAAUUAGAAUGGACAAUUUUAACAUCUUUUCAGAUUUGUCUCAAGCAUGCCAGCAAAUGCUAGAAAUUUGGAAAGCGUUGAACAACUCUUUGAAAGAUACAAUAAGGAAAAGUUCUAAUUAUCUGAAUAGACUUUCUUAGACACUGAGUUAGCCAAUUAAUUAACUCCUCAAGCUGAGCAAAAGUUAAAAGUUUUGAUUUAAGAAUAUCAAAGCUCAUUUGACAAAGAAAUUCCUUUUGAUUUAGAAGAUAUAGAUUUUGACUCUUUGCCUGCUGAUGUCACUACAGAAUAAGCAUUCAGAACUAAAGUUUUAGAACCACACUACUAAGCUCUUUACGAGUAUGUCUUCAAUAGAUAUGGAUUUGAUUUCAGAAAUUAAGGUAUGUAAUCCACUUCUGUAUAGGCAGGACAAUUUACUAACACUUUACCAACUUUAGCUGCUGACCUUGCAGGAAUAGAAAAAGAACUUUUACUUAACAGAUCUCUUACUAUUUUCGCCUAUGGAAACAACAAGCGUUAGAGAUUUAGCAAUAGAAUUGCAUCUUUCGUAAACGAAGAUAGCCAAAAUAAAAUUGAAGAAUUUAAACAAAGAGUUGGAGGCUCUGAUGAAAGCAGCGAAUAAGUUGAAGUCGUAUUUGGUCAAAAGGAUAGAUAAGAAGUUGAAUUAAAGAAAUUUGUCAAUGCUCCCUCUGGAGACAAAAACUAUGAUGGUUUAGAGGCUUUGACUCUCACUGACAAAUUACUUGAAAGAUAAGCAGAAGUUAAGUAAGAAGCAAAAGCUUUCAAGAAGAAUUUCAAGAAAACCGUAAGUCAAAACGCUUAAAGUCAUUAGGGUGCUUUGAAUAGCAUUAUAGAAACAGAAGAAAAUAACGCAGAAAGUGAAGUGAGCAAGAGCGAACCUGAAGAAGCUAUUAAAAAGUUAGAUGAAGCAAUAAAUAACAAAAUAGAAGAAUUGGCUAAGGCUUAAACAUUCUUCAAAUUUGAACCUAAAGCUUUUGAAAAUUAUUUUGAUAAUGCAUAGGAAUAAUUAAUGAGAAGUGAAUCUAACGCCCAAUAAGGUUCAGGCAGAAAAAGCAUUUCAGAAAUACUUUCAGCAGAAAUAAGCGCAGUAUUAGAAGCACAAAGCAAGGAAGAUUUGUCUCUUAUGAAAUAUUUAGAACUCGUUACCAAAUAUGAAUACUUUGCUGAUUAAUACAAGGAUCAAGACCAAGUUUUAACUAGAGUUGAAGAAUCAUUCUAAAAUUUUAUUAGCAACACUUUCAAUGUUAACUCAUAAAAAAAGCAAGCCAAAAGAUUCAAAAAGGAACUCACUGCAAUUAAGGAUAAACUUUUACAAGAGUAUCUCUUAAGAAGACUCAAAAAGCAAAUUGCUGACAUGGAAACUUAGUCUAAUGACUUAAAGCAUUAAGUUAGCAAAUUACACGAAAAAGCAGAUCUUAAAGACAGAAAAAUCGGUUUACUUGAAGAAUAAGUUGAAACCCUCCAAACUCAAUUAAAAGAAAUCUCUGAAAGACUCGGAGUUGUUGAAAUCACUUAUGAAGAAGAAAAGCAAUCUUUGAUUAGAGAUGUUGAUGCUAAAAAGAAGCAAAUUGAAGAACUAUACAACAAAAUAAACAAUAUCACUGCUUCCACAACUGAAAAAGAAGUUAAGCCUGAACCCGUUCAACCCUAACCUAUUUCCUAAGAAGAAAUUUAAUUAAGAAAGACCACUUCUUACAAUGCUUCAAUUUCUAUUCUUGAAAAAUCAGUCAGAAAUAUUACUGAAAUCUUCUACGAUAAAUUCAGAAACACAGCUUAUUUCAGCCAACAAGAAUUAAUUGAUAAGCUUAAAUAAAAAUUCGGUGCUGGAAUUUUAAGUCAAGGAGAAUUAAACUAAGAUUAAAAGGAUUUCAUCGUCAAAGAAUUCGAAGAUAAGUUUAUAGCCGCUGAAGAGCACUUCUUAAGCAAGAAUUUCGGUGGUGAAAAUAGCAACGAUGUCACUGAUAAAAAUAAAAAGAAUUAAAAAUCUAUAUUAGAUUCCUUGGAUAAGAACUUCGAUUUGUUGAAGUAGAGAUUAUCUAAGGCAAGAGAUAUCUCUGAUAUCUAAUAAUUAAAGAUGAGUGACUAAGAUGAGAGAGAUGCAAGCAAGAUUGUUGAUGAUCUCAUCAAUGGCGCUUUAACUGAUCCUGAUGAGGUUGUCAAUAGAUAAUUGAUUGCUCUUAAGAAAAUCAUGUUAAAGUACAAGCAACCUGCUACUGCAUCUAGAGGUUCUAUUGAUCAAACUCUUAAAACUAAGUCAACUUCUAAAGAAAAUACCAACAAUCCCAAUCAAAGAGUUAAGCAAAAGAUAGAAAGCACUCUUUAAUAUAUCUAAGAAAAUAUGUAAAACAUCAAGGGUUAAAUGAAAAACUAUUUGAGUGAAGACAUGAGAAGAACCUUGAAAUCUAAGAUUGCUGAAUGGAAAAAGUCUCAAGAAGAUAAGCUUGAAGUCAUGAAGAAAUGGUCUCUUUAAUCUCAAAAUAUGUGGUUCACUUUAAUUUGGCAUGAUUCUAACGAUCUCGAUUUGGUCGUUAAGUGUCCUUGCGGAUAGAAAAUUUAUUAUGGUACUAAGAAGUGUGAAUAAUGUGGUACUUACUUAGAAAUAGAUAUGAAUGCAGGUGGUAAUAAGAAUGAUAAGUUCCCCGUUGAACAUAUUUACUUACAAAAGCCUCCAAAAGUUGGAAGCAAUUGGGAAGUCUACUGCAAGAUGUUCCACUGUAACAAUAACAAAGAAUCUCCUUACACUGUUUAAAUUGAACACGAAGAUGGUAGAAUAGUCAGUUAUUAAGGUACUCUUGAUAUCAACGAUAAUCCUCAAUCUCCUAUUUACAAAUAUUCAGUUGGUCCAAGCAUCGAUGAAAAUGAAAAGAAACUUAUUAGCAAAAUCAGAAAUGUUAUUGAUUCAUAAGAAUAAUUUGUAUUUUUCUGA